AUGCAUGCAUUCGCUUGUGCAUUGUUGUGUCUAUUCGUCAAAUUGACUUAUUCACUUUAUAAUGACGUCAUCUGCUACAAAAAUUGGUACUUCGAUAGUCCUCGACCAGCUCCAAGGAGAUGCCCUCCCGCCGACUUCAUCUCCUACUACGAAUGCUGCGGAGAAUCUGAUCUUUGCUGUCGACGCGUUCGAUAUGAGCUACUGAUUUUCCUCUUCGUCCCGCUGUCGAUGUUAGUGUUUGUACUGUGCUGCUGUAUGAUUAUGUCCAUGUGCCGACAUCGAAGGCAACGUGUCGAGAAGCAGCCACGUCUCAGUCGCGACGAACGAGAAUGUCAUUAUUUCUAUUAG
Molecule: messenger RNA, 348 nt
Organism: Necator americanus (New World hookworm)
Lineage: Eukaryota; Metazoa; Nematoda; Chromadorea; Rhabditida; Ancylostomatidae
Exons: 3
Coding region: 1-348 (115 amino acids)
Source: RefSeq, a predicted model, not a curated record